CGUCACCCACUACGAAGUGUCACACCAUUCUCAACACAAAGUAGCUUCCUCUUACUAACGUGUUCAUACAGCAAUACACCAGUAGUUUCUUUUCUGGCAGGAUGUGGCGGAGGACCCGGACUUAACUGGGACAACAACUCGCGAACCACACAUUUAGAACUUUAAGAGGACUAUAUCAGUUCUUUCCAGUGGAUUUUAUUAUCUUUUAUUAUCUUAAUUUUUCACUUCUGAUGGCGUGAGGCCAGCGAGUAUAGCAUACAGAUAAUAGAACUUUAUUUAGUUGUUUUUCUAAAAGGAAAGGAAAUGCCUACUGUCGCUCGGUAUAUGAGUUUUCGUUCGUCAAAGCGAUUUAAAUUUAGCAGCUACCCGGUAGAGAGCAGUGGUGGCGGGCUGCCAGCCAAAGUGAAGAAAAGCAGGAGCAGCCUAAGCAAUGGCAGCAUCAAGAAGGUGGAGACGAGGAAAGCCUUGAGCUUGGAGGCAGCCCAGCUCGAGAUCCAACAACAGCACAAAACCCUCACCAGACAAGUAGCCAUCAGUUCGGAGACGUUCGAUGUCGACAGCAGAAGCUUUGAGAGGACAGAGGGCACCGGCACACAAAGCAGUUUCAUGAAGCACAACAAAACAUUCCACAAGUUGUUUCCAGACAUUCCUAAAAGUGAAGACUUGAUACAUGCAUACAUCUGUGCCCUGCAGAAGGAAGUGCCCUACCAUGGUCGACUCUAUAUCACUGACACUAAUGCCUGUUUCUACUCCUCAGUUCUGCUCAAGGACACUAAGGUAGUUAUUCCUGUUUCCUGCAUCCACAUAGUGAAAAAGCAAAACACAGCUUUGCUGGUUCCCAACGCCUUGUCGCUCCGCACCUCAGAUGGAGACAAGUACCUGUUCGUGUCGCUGCGGAACCGAGAAUCCUGUUAUCAGCUGCUGCGUUCAGUAUGUCCUCAGAUAGAGGAUGGCAGCACAAACAGUAGCCCUAUCUUCUCCUCUGCUGAGAACAGCUUCGAUAAGAGCAAACUGGUGAACACCAGCCAGUCCAGUCUGGACGACAGCUUCGACCAGUUCGACGGCUCCGAGUCCCAAUCUUUACAGGAGCAGCCUCUGCACAGACCACACAGAGAGGCGGUGCCUAAUGCAAAUGUCUCGGCGUUCAGGAGCCUACACCUGCAGCAGAGUGAUAGUUCGUCCUCAGAGGAGCUGUCGGCAUCAGGUGGAUCAUGGGUUUGGAAUGUGACAGAAAAGGCCAAGUCCCUGCUGGUUCAGAGAGAGGCCAGCACCCUCAACACUCUACUCUUCAUUUACUUGAUUUUGGUUGUGCUGCUGCUGCUGUCGUCCGGCUACAUCGGUUUACGUAUCGUGGCCCUGGAGGAACAGCUUACAUCCCUCGGGGCUCUGCCCGAGUUCACAUUACAAAGCGGGUACCGCCGAGGCACAUAACACACUGACUGAAGGAGAGAUUGAUCGACUAAUGACUGGAGGAUUAUUUCGGCCUCUUCCAGCAGAACACAGCGGGAGAAGCUCCACGUACUCAGACUGUGCUCCCAUCAUGGCCUCUGCUGUUGGCUAGAGGAAGAAAAAAAAAAAAGGCCAACCUGUGCAAUUCCAGAGACAACUUGUUAACUUGAAGGGCUAUACUUCUUCUUAGUGCAGUAGUCACACAGAGCCGAUGCCAAAACGCAUACACGCGCUGCCUGGUUGCAGCGUGUCCGUCGUUCAAACCAAAGCCAAGCGGCUCGAACUUGCGUGUGCCACACUAGCCGAGUUGACAGGCACUUGGCUGACAGAAACUGUUCCACAUCUGUGAACUCGUGUUAUUCUCCAUCGUCCAACAUUCAUACUCUUCUCCCCCCGAGCAUGCAGUCUGAACAGGGCUAUACCAAUCAGCAUUAGCCUGCUGUAGUGCUUAUUAUUGCACCUCAACACCAGAGACGUAGUGCGACGCAUAGCCAAAGAUGCACAUCUUUUUUUUUGCAUGAGUACACGGAGAUGACUUUGAAACAAUUUUUCUGUCUCUUUCCAGCCGUCAGCGGCGUGUACAAAUCUGUCUCUGUCUUUUAAAUCGAGUGACCGCCGGGUACUUCUCUUCUUCAAAUGGUUCUAAUCAGCUGUGGGUUGACAUGACGAUGGCUGAAAUCUCAAUCAGAUCAGCCUAUGUAGGCUUGACACUCUCCUGAUGGUCUUUUUUUUUUCUCCUUUCUCUCCUUCUCAAACCAGCAAUGAUUGCAGUAUUACUUUCCUCGUCUUUGGCAUGAUUUAAACUGGUUUAAUGAUCAAUGCUCCGAGGUAAUUUUUCCCUGCGGUCUCAACUGGAUGAAUGCAUAAUCAAUGCACAAAUAUUUAGUACAAUAGGACACAAGGAGGUUGUCUCAGAGGCCUCUGUAUGUUUUUGUGUACUUUUUCUAUGACUUUGGUCUUCGAGAGUAGAUUUAAAACCUGUCUGGUUCAGAUGUCCGUCGAUGUACUGUCUACUACGACACAUUGUGUUCAAAGUACAAACCUCUCUCUGUGUCUUGAGGCAAGUGGCAUUUCUAGCAUUUUCAGGUUAUUUAAAGUAGCACCAAUAAUGUAUUUCUAAUGUUCAUGCAUGUGUCUACAAUACCGACACUGAUACUGUAUAUGCGUUCUCACUCUUGACAUCCAAAGAGAAUAGAGAAUGUCAGGUCCAAGGUUUCAACAGCAAGACUAGUGGUCCCAAGAAGAAAUUUCAAUAUGCAACAAGUAAUUAUGCAUGGCAAAAAACGUAAUUUAUCUUUGUGUGCUGUUUUUUUUUUAAAUGGAGCUUGAUAUUUGUGGUGGGAAGAAAUCGUGUAAGAAACAAGAGAGAAAAAAAAAACAAAGAUGUGAGGAAAAAAAUAAUGAACGGCUCGAGCGAGCAAGCGCACUUUAAAAAAAAAAAAGACGUGUGGUGCCUGUCACAAUCCACUACACCGUGUUUUCGGAUUGAGGAGAAAAGGCAAAGCUGGCGUUCUGUGGUAUCUGACGGUGCUAAGACUUUUUAAAACUUUGCUUUCACUCAGGGGUGGUGGGCACUACCUGCCACAAGGUUUUAGGUCGUCAUCUUUUUCCUUUUUUGUCACUUCAAAGUCCAGCGCUCGCGAUGGCGUUCACAUUCUGUACAUCUUGGCUUUGGUGGUUUCUCAAAUGUCCCUUUGAGAAAAGAACACCACUUUCCGUUGAGAUUGACUUUACUAACGGAUGUAAUUGUAUUCAGCUUCUCAGAUUGUUUUUCUUCUUCUUUUUGUCCCCCCCUCCCUUUAUGGCCAUUUUUAAACUAACCUGACAAUGCAUAUCCACAUCUCAAUGAUUUAACGUCACCCUUGUCAUGGAGCUUUUUGACGAGGUGUAGCGUACCUGGGUUUGCUACAUCCCGCUUCAAGAUGGCCAUACUAAGGUUUUUGUCAUCAUGCCAUACAGUCAGUUCUUAUAACCCCCUCCAGGGGGCAGCACACACACACAUCCACUGUCCUUGAAUGGACUCCAUGCAAGAAUCUCAAUGAUGAGGGCAGUAUUUGUGUGGUUUUGCACUAUUCAAAGUGUUGUAAAUAAUUUUGUAUCAGUUGUUAAUGUCCUUAAUUCUACUAUGGUCCUACAUAUAUUUAUUUGCAUUCAGUGUAAUUCAAAGUAGUCUCUGUGAGAUGACUUUGCUAUUGUUCAAAAAUAAAUCAAAUGUUGCGAAGUAAA
This is a messenger RNA of Larimichthys crocea (large yellow croaker), 3675 nucleotides long. RefSeq names its product GRAM domain-containing protein 2B. NCBI's taxonomy places the organism in Eukaryota, Metazoa, Chordata, Actinopteri, Sciaenidae. The record is from RefSeq and is a predicted model, not a curated record. Bases 304 to 1431 code for a protein of 375 amino acids. The transcript is spliced from 13 exons.